Molecule: messenger RNA, 1321 nt
Organism: Brassica oleracea var. oleracea
Lineage: Eukaryota; Viridiplantae; Streptophyta; Magnoliopsida; Brassicales; Brassicaceae
Product: F-box/kelch-repeat protein At2g22050-like
Exons: 1
Coding region: 43-1170 (375 amino acids)
Molecular function (GO): protein binding
Source: RefSeq, a predicted model, not a curated record
CAUCCUCUUUUUUUUCUUUCUUUCACAUCGGUGAUAGACACCAUGUCAAUUCAAGCCGCCUCCAACUCCGAGAAGCCACCGCAAGAAGAUAAUUAUCAGCCACCGUCAAGUCUUUCUUCGUUGCCAGACGAUGUUGUUUUGAACUGCUUAGCCCGCGUUCCGAGAAGCGAUGACCUAAACAUAUCUUGUGUCUCCAAAACCCUAAGGUCACUCGUGCGUUCGCCUGAACUCUGCCGUCUCCGAUCUCGUCUCCCCAAGAAGUCCCUCUAUCUCUUCUAUCAUUUCCACCAAGACUCCAAAAGGUGUCACUGGAUCACUCUGCGUCGGGGUGAGAAGAUGAUCACUAGUACUCAUGACUAUCAGGUGGAACAGAGAUCUUGUUCAUUGGCGGGUCUCCUGACCUCUCCUCAUUUUCCUACGUUCUAUUCUUCUGGCGUCUCGGUGGGAUCAGAGAUCUAUUUCCCUGAUCACGGAUGGCCUUUUCCCUCCACGAAGGUUAGGGUCCUUGAUACUCGAUCUGGUACUAUACGGAUGGUUCCAAGCAUGAAAGUGGCUAGGUGGGCCCAUAAAAAAGCAAUGGGAGUAGUCGACGGGAAGAUAUACGUGAUUGGAGGAACUUAUGGGAAAAACCAAGUGGAAGUGCUUGAUCCAGAAACUCAAACCUGGGAGUUCGCAGGUGAGGAGAAAGUGCAAUGCAAUUCGCGGUUUAGUGCGCCGCUGGAGGACAAGGUUUACAUGGUGGACUUGGAACAUGGGAGAAUCAGUGCGUAUAGUCCGAGAGAAGGUAUAAACAACGUGGCGACAGAGAGGCUAAUUGAGCAUAUGAACUGCAUGUGUGUGGUAGAGAAUGUGAUUUAUGCUUGUUUUAAGCGGAGUGGGUUAAUGUGGUUUGACACAAAGCUCAAGGUUUGGAGAAGAUUGAUUGAUUCUGGUGGGAAGGCAACAUUGUGUUCCUUUAACGCUGGAAAAAUGGCGGAGUACGAGGGGAAGUUAGCGGUUUUUUGGACACAGAUUAAUACUAAUUUUGUGGAGAAGGUGGAUAUUAGGUGUAGAAUUAUCGCAUUGGAUAGGGUAGGAGAAGAGAUUCGUGGGAAGAUCGAGAGCUCUGGUAGUGUGGCCACAUGUUCGUAUUCCAUAACUUUAAGCCAUUGUUUAGUUGUGUCUGAUUGAUCCACUCAUUAUAUGAUUUAGCAUACUAAACUAUUUUUUCAUGCGAAACCCUACAAAAAAAAAAGAAAACUAUUUUUUCAUUCGCACAAGCUGUUAUGUGAAAUGCAUAAUAAAGGGAGGCAUGUAUAUUGAAUUUUUUUAUAGCCCAAGU